Haemonchus placei is the source of this 915-nucleotide messenger RNA. Lineage: Eukaryota; Metazoa; Nematoda; Chromadorea; Rhabditida; Trichostrongylidae. The record is from the annotation of a GenBank genome assembly.
AUGUCGAUUGCGAUUGUUCAAGCGGGAACCGUUAUCUACGAUACGCCAGCAACAUUAGAUAAAUUAGAACGGUUAACUAUGGAGGCUGUUCAUAAGGGGGCCAAGCUUGUACUCUUUCCAGAAGGGUUUGUUGGUGGUUACCCAAAAGGAAUGGAUUUUGGUAUUGUUGUCGGUCAGCACACACAGGAAGGUUCUGAAGAGUUCAGGAAAUAUUACAACUCGGCUAUCGAGGAACAUGGUCCAGAGUCGCAACGCAUGGCCAAGUUGGCUAUUACCCAUAAAAUUAUAAUGGUCGUUGGUGUAAUAGAGCGUGAUGUCAACACCUUAUACUGCGCGAUUUUUUAUUACGGGCCUGAUGGUUAUAUGGGAAAACAUCGAAAGCUGGUGCCCACCGAAUUAGAACGAUGUCUUUGGGGACGUGGAGACGGUUCAACUAUGCCGGUCUUCGACACACCAAUGGGAAAGAUUGGAGGAGCUAUUUGUUGGGAGAACUACAUGCCGCUGUAUCGUGUGUUCCUAUACAGCAAAGGUAUUCAGCUGUACAUGGCACCCGCAGCGGACGAUCUUGAACGAUGGCUUCCAACCGUGAGAAUGAUAGCACUCGAGGGAAGAUGUUUUGUCUUCUCAGCAAUCCAAUUUCUGACUACAUCGGACUUCCCAGAUGGCCAUUCAAUUCGGCUGAAACAUGGGAACGAUAAGGUUCUUCUACGUGGCGGUUCCUGUGCCAUUGAUCCUCAAGGCAAUGUACUCGUGGAGCCCAACUACACAAAGGAGACCAUACACUAUGUCAACAUAGACCUUGCUGAAAUUGCACGAGGCAAAAUGGAUUUGGAUUCCGUAGGACACUAUAGCCGUCCGGAUAUCUUCCAAGUUACCGUCAACGAGAAACCAUUGAAUAACGUAGUCAGAAGCUAG